GGGCCGAGGACGCGACAUAUCCACCACCACCACCAACACCACCACCAUUUAGGGUUAGAGGAUUUGCGCUCUCCAGACACAUCGCCCCCCAAGUCGGUCGAAUCGAAGCGAUGGCGUCUCGUCUGCUUGCGGCGGCCUCCUCCUCCUCCUCGUCUUCCUCCCCCCUCGCUCGCCUCAUCUCCAGCCGCCGUAUGGCCGGCGCCGCAGAUCACCACGGAUCGACAAAGGUGAACAUGUGGCAGGAGCCCUUGAACCCCGGCAACUGGAAGGAAGAGCACUUUGUGCUAACCAGCUUAGCGAUGUGGGGCGCUAUUAUAUAUGGUGGAUUGAAGGCGUUUGGUGGGAAAAAAGAAGUGAAAACUGAGGCGGGGUCAGCGCCAGCAGCAGCACCGGCACAUUAAACUUCAUCCGAGCUUUAUUUUCUUACUGCAAUCUGUUUUAAGUAUGUUGUUGACGAUAAAUUGAGACCGAGUUUGUAAGGCUGGCAAGGUUAAGGAGCUGCGCUGCCCAGCCACCAUGAAUAAUCUGAACGUGGUGUAACUUUUCAUCCAACAAUUUUUCUACUACAGGAAGUUGGAAAUACGCUAUUUUCUGUGUGAGCACUCAGUUUCCUAUAAUUCACACAGACUAAUGUUCAGGAAA
Molecule: messenger RNA, 642 nt
Organism: Triticum dicoccoides
Lineage: Eukaryota; Viridiplantae; Streptophyta; Magnoliopsida; Poales; Poaceae
Exons: 4
Coding region: 111-401 (96 amino acids)
Source: RefSeq, a predicted model, not a curated record